CCCACCCCAUUAAGAGCUUACAUAUUGGAAACAAUGGAUGAGCCAGAGAACAAAGUUAGUCAAAUCUUGGAUGAAUUGCUAUCUGGUAAUUUUGAAGAUCUGGAAGGGGAUGCAGCAGUCAGUCUUUUACAGAAGCGCUUGCAGAUCAAACCCAUUGAUCUAGAGAAGUUAACUCUCCCAGACUUGAGAGGUUUUCAAAAGAUCAAUGCGAAAUCUUCAAGGAAAAACAUGCCAAAGCCUCGGAAUGCUCUAAUGGAUAUAGGUAAUCUGUUAAAACGAAUUAGCAGUGAAACACCCGUGAAGAUGAUACAUGAGGCAGAAAGCUCUGUUCAUCACCUAGCUUCACCGACACCCCCAAGAAGUCCAUUUGCUCCAUUAUCAUUAUUACAGAGACGACUUUUGCAGUCGAAGCCCUCAAGUGAUCCAUUUUCAGUUCCUGAUUUUGGGGAAGUUGACAUUGCAACUGCUAAAACAGGUUCACCUGAGGUGGCUAGUGGAGAUUUUACUUGUACAUCUCAAACAGUUGUGCAAGGUAAGUCAAGGAGACUUUCUGUUGGAGUUGAUAUCAGUUCAAGUGGAAAUUGUGUUGGCAAUUUGGAUAACGUUGGAGGCACUAAUAUGGAUAAUGAAGUUAUCGAUGAGCAAUUCAGUGAGCAUGAUGCUAAUAUUUAUCCGCACUCAAAUGGAUCCAAUAACUUGGAGGAAAAGGUGGAAGACAUGCUAGGAACUGUGGAAGCAGUGGCUUCUCAAACGCCCAAUCGUAUCAUGGCUGACUCAAGUGAGGAAAAACUCAAACUACAUUCAGACUCCAUUGUUUAUGAUUACAUUUAUCUGUUUUCGCGUUAUGAUAAAUACUUGUGA
Molecule: messenger RNA, 861 nt
Organism: Carya illinoinensis
Lineage: Eukaryota; Viridiplantae; Streptophyta; Magnoliopsida; Fagales; Juglandaceae
Product: centromere protein C-like
Exons: 2
Coding region: 34-861 (275 amino acids)
Biological process (GO): spindle attachment to meiosis I kinetochore; kinetochore assembly; attachment of mitotic spindle microtubules to kinetochore
Cellular component (GO): kinetochore
Molecular function (GO): centromeric DNA binding
Source: RefSeq, a predicted model, not a curated record